This is a messenger RNA of Coregonus sp. 'balchen', 12864 nucleotides long. Lineage: Eukaryota; Metazoa; Chordata; Actinopteri; Salmoniformes; Salmonidae. The record is from the annotation of a GenBank genome assembly.
AUGUCAUUAACGUUACUGGAGACGGAUGACAGCUAUGACUUUGUUUUUAAAAUAGUUUUAGUGGGAGAUGUAGGUGUUGGCAAAACUUGUGUGGUUCAACGGUUCAAGACUGGCAAUUUCAUGGAAAGACAAGGAAAUACCAUCGGAGUGGACUUUACCAUGAAGACAAUGGAUAUUCAAGGGAAGAGAGUGAAGGUUAGUAGCUAUAGAUAAUAAUAAUAAUAAUAAUAAUAAUAAUAAUAUGCCAUUUAGGAGACUAUAGAUAAAGUAGCCUGAUGUGAAUUGCCAUAGCAUAGCCUAGCCUAGGUGACUGUUUCCCAAAGUCAACAAUAGACAGUGGCGUGUAUUCAUGGAUGCCGAGGGAAGCCAGGCUUCCCCAAAAAAUGGACCCCCCAUAAUUUCCAUUCAAUUCGCAAGAGGCUGAAUGUAGUCUAUCUCACCGGAGAAAGCAACCGACCGAGCGAAACAGUGCCCCUGUGUCUCUGUGUGUGUAGGCCAUCUAUCUGAUGCUGUGUGACAUUAUUGCCGCCCGUAGCAUUGAAUCUAAGGGAAGCCAGCGAGCAUUUGCAAUAGGGUCCAGCUGCGACGUCAUCCCUCAGGGGCUCUAUACUGCCACCUACUCACUAUAUAUACAACAGUAUGUGGACACCCCUUCAAAUUAGUUGAUUUGGCUAUUUCAGCCACACCCGUUGCUGAUCGGUGUAUAAAAUCGAGCACACAGCCAUGCAAUCUCCAUAGACAAACACUGGCAGUAAAGUGGCCUUACUGAAUAGCUCAGUGACUUUCAACGUGUUAGGCCCCUUAGUUCCAAUGGAGAUAAAUCUUAACGCUACAGCAUACAAUGACAUUCUAGACAAUUCUGUGCUUCCAACUUUGUGGCAACAGUUUGGGGAAGGCCCUUUCCUGCUUCAGCAUGACAAUGCCCACAUGCACAAAGCGAGGUCCAUACAGAAAUGGUUUGUCAUGAUCGGUGUGGAAGAACUUGACUGGCCUGCACAGAGCCCUGACCUCAACCCCAUCGAACACCUUUGGGAUGAAUUGGAACGCCGACUGCGAGCCAGGCCUAAUCGCCCAACAUCAGGGCCCGACCUCACUAAUGCUCUUGUGGCUGAAUGGAAGCAAGUCCCCCGCAGCAAUGUUCCAACAUCUAGUGGAAAGCCUUCCCAGAAGAGUGGAGGCUGUUAUAGCAGCAAAGGGGGGGACCAACUCCAUAUUAAUGUCCAUGAUUUAGGAAUUAGAUGUUCUACAAGUAGGUGUCCACAUACUUUUGGUCAUGUAGUGUAUGUCAUCUCUCAGUGCAGUGCAUCUCUCAGGAAAAGUGGGUGUUUCGAAAGGAGAGGGCGUGUCGAAAGGAGAGGGCGUGUCGAAAGGAACCAUAUAAGGAGAAGUGGGCGUUUUGAAAGGAACCAUAUUUAUUAUUUAUUUUUAUUUUACCUUUAUUUAACUAGGCAAGUCAGUUAAGAACAAAUUCUUAUUUACAAUGACGGCUUACACUUGAUAAAAAAAUUAUAAAAUAAUAGCCAAUCAGCGUUGAGCUCAACUGUGAAUGGUCCUGGUGCACCAAAAAAAAGGUCAAAGGGAAGACAGUUUGGAUUUACCGUCACUUCUAUCAAAUCGCAUCGAGAUCAUAGGUUAUUGACAGAAACAACUUGAAUUGUUGCAUCUUGUUGUGUUGUUGUCCUCUGGUGGCUAGCUAGCUAGCUAAAAUUGGCCCUUUCCUAAAUUAGCAAUGGAUGGAGACAGGGAUUUGGACUGGUGGUUUUACUUAAUUCUCCUUCCUGGCCAGUGAUUAUAACGGCAAUUCUGAUCCAACCAUUAAUCCAUACAUUGUGCCCCUGGCCUGAGAGGAUGGAAGUUCAAUAUGUAGCUAGAGGUAGAAGGCUAAUGUUAACUAGCUGACGUUGCCCAUGAAAGGAAGUUAGGCUAGCGAGCAAGCAUUUUAGCCAGGUAGCCUAGGACAACAAAAAAAUAAAAGUGUGUACUGUAUGACAGAGUGACAGACCGUUUCAUCAACAUGAUGGCGUUUCUCUACCAGUAGGGUGAGUCAACAUGUUUCUUUCUACUUGCAAGCACACAGACGCACACUCACACACAGAAAUCAGAAACAUGGACAGCCACAUCAUAUUUAGCUUAGGUUGAUUGGACUAAAUUGUUUUAGGUAUCUUUUGGUUGUCCCUGUAUUAGACUAAGCAGAGGUGAUUUGAUGAUGUUGAAAUGGAGCUGGAAUAGUGGAGGCAGCUCCUGGUUUCUUUGAGACUUGCAUUAACCUAACUCUCCGUCCAAGUUCUCCCACUAAAAAGAUGAGAGAGGCCUGUAAUUUUCAUCAUAGGUACACGAUUGGUGGCUGACUAAAUACAUUUUUUCCCCACUGUAUGUAUUUGUUCCCUUCUGGCUUGGCUUCCCCAGGCAAUAGGCUACUGUACUGGAGGAUAUUGGAAAUGUCAUGACAGGGUUGUUGUUGUUCUCUGCUCCUGUCAUGUAUGUAAACAAGCACAGCAUAAACGUAAGGCUGCUGUAACAUGUCAAUCUUUCAGUGUGUCAGUCAGCGUGUCUACUGACGUGAUAUUCCACCUUGUCAAUCUAACAACAUUUACCAUGCCUAGUAGUCUACCUACCACAAGGCAGAGAGCGAGCAAACCUCUCCCUUGUCUGAUAAUAUCACUGUAUUGAAUGAAAAUCAGGACAAACAUGUCAUAUAGUAGGAUAUAUAUACUGCUCAAAAAAAUUAAGGAAACACUAAAAUAACACAUCCUAGAUCUGAAUGAAUGAAAUAAUCUUAUUAAAUACUUUUUUCUUUACAUAGUUGAAUGUGCUGACAACAAAAUCACACAAAAAUUAUCAAUGGAAAUCAAAUUUAUCAACCCAUGGAGGUCUGGAUUUGGAGUCACCCUCAAAAUUAAAGUGGAAAACCACACUACAGGCUGAUCCAACUUUGAUGUAAUGUCCUUAAAACAAGUCAAAAUUAGGCUCAGUAGUGUGUGUGGCCUCCACGUGCCUGUAUGACCUCCCUACAAUGCCUGGACAUGCUCCUGAUGAGGUGGCGGAUGGUCUCCUGAGGGAUCUCCUCCCAGACCUGGGCUAAAGCAUCUGCCAACUCCUGGACAGUCUGUGGUGCAACGUGGCGUUGGUGGAUGGAGCGAGACAUGAUGUCCCAGAUGUGCUCAAUUGGAUUCAGGUCUGGGGAACGGGCGGGCCAGUCCAUAGCAUCAAUGCCUUCCUCUUGCAGGAACUGCUGACACACUCCAGCCACAUGAGGUCUAGCAUUGUCUUGCAUUAGGAGGAACCCAGGGCCAACCGCACCAGCAUAUGGUCUCACAAGGGGUCUGAGGAUCUCAUCUCGGUACCUAAUGGCAGUCAGGCUACCUCUGGCGAGCACAUGGAGGGCUGUGCGGCCCCCCAAAGAAAUGCCACCCCACACCAUGACUGACCCACCGCCAAACCGGUCAUGCUGGAGGAUGUUGCAGGCAGCAGAACGUUCUCCACGGCGUCUCCAGACUCUGUCACGUCUGUCACGUGCUCAGUGUGAACCUGCUUUCAUCUGUGAAGAGCACAGGGCGCCAGUGGCGAAUUUGCCAAUCUUGGUGUUCUCUGGCAAAUGCCAAACGUCCUGCACGGUGUUGGGCUGUAAGCACAACCCCCACCUGUGGACGUCGGGCCCUCAUACCACCCUCAUGGAGUCUGUUUCUGACCGUUUGAGCAGACACAUGCACAUUUGUGGCCUGCUGGAGGUCAUUUUGCAGGGCUCUGGCAGUGCUCCUCCUGCUCCUCCUUGCACAAAGGCGGAUGUAGCGGUCCUGCUGCUGGGUUGUUGCCCUCCUCCACGUCUCCUGAAGUACUGGCCUGUCUCCUGGUAGCGCCUCCAUGCUCUGGACACUACGCUGACAGACACAGCAAACCUUCUUGCCACAGCGCGCAUUGAUGUGCCAUCCUGGAUGAGCUGCACUACCUGAGCCACUUGUGUGGGUUGUAGACUCCGUCUCAUGCUACCACUAGAGUGAAAGCACCGCCAGCAUUCAAAAGUGACCAAAACAUCAGCCAGGAAGCAUAGGAACUGAGAAGUGGUCUGUGGUCACCACCUGCAAAACCAGUCCUUUAUUGGGGGUGUCUUGCUAAUUGCCUAUAAUUUCCACCUGUUGUCUAUUCCAUUUGCACAACAGCAUGUGAAAUGUAUUGUCAAUCAGUGUUGCUUCCUAAGUGGACAGUUUGAUUUCACAGAAGUGUGAUUGACUUGGAGUGACAUUGUGUUGUUUAAGUGUUCCCUUUAUUUUUUUGAGCAGUGUAUAUCCUGAACACAGGUGAACAUAUGGGAGGUUAUCAGUCCUAUGAUGUUUAACAAUGUGUCGUGACGUGACUUUAAUGUAUGGCGGUUAUUUAUCCAAUCACCCAACUUCCUUUAAUGUAUGACGGUUAUUUAUCCAAUCACCCAACUUCCUUUAAUGUAUGACGGUUAUUUAUCCAAUCACCCAACUUCCUUUAAUGUAUGACGGUUAUUUAUCCAAUCACCCAACUUCCUUUAAUGUAUGACGGUUAUUUAUCCAAUCACCCAACUUUGUUUAAUUGUCACUCUGUUAAAUUAAUCAUGUAACAAUUAACUCAUUAUGAUUUUAGGACACCACGGAAUAAGUUGUUUAACGAGUUACCAUCUCCUGAAUUAAACUCUUAGAAGACAUAUGUUAUAUAUAUCGAUAAGUCACUUAUUAAAUAAUUACCUCUUAUCAGUCUCAUUCUGAACGUCACAUAAUCCUUGAACCAUAAGAACCCUAACCUUAUUGAUGAAUCAGCAAUACACAAAUUGGCUUAUUUAUUUAUUUACUAACUAACUAGCUUUUAUGAAGGAGCACAGUUAGAAAGAUAUGGCAUAUAGAAGCAAACCGGAUGGACAUCAUGAAAAUUAUCAGAGAGGUUGAGAGUAGAAGUAGUUCAGGAGAAAAAAACAAACAAAAUUAUAAUUAUUGUAAAAUUGACUGUGUCCAUAAAAUGUAUAUAGUAUGUAUAAGCUGGAAGUAGAGGCCUAGGCGUUGUUGUUCACUAGUUUACUCCAAUUAGGGAAGGGGUGGUGGGGUUGGAAAGUAAUAGGGGAAUAUUUUUUUUUUUUUAAUGAUGUGUGGUGUGUGUGUGUGUAUAUAUGUAUAUAUAACAAACAAACAUGGGGGAUUGGAAGUGAUGCAGACAAUUACAUUGAUGGAAGUUACAAUCUAUCUGCAAUAUUAAGCUGAUCUUAAUAUUAAAUAAACAAACUAAAUAAUAACACAAUACAAACACACACAGGUUAUUGAUUACUAACAUAAUACAAUGAAAACAGGUCCCCAGUGGACUGGGCUAACAAUAGCAUGAAUGCUUGGGUAGAAGGAGGGUCAGAAUGGAAGGGAGAGACAGAGAUUCAAACUAUCGUGGUUACUUUGGAAACUACGCUACAGUAAUCAUAAUACUUAUGCACCCUAAUAACGCUCAUUCGGAUUAGAAAUGCAACAUGUAUUUACGUGUUGCUGUCCUCGGUAGUUGGGUUACAUUUACAUUUACAUUUUAGUCAUUUAGCAGACGCUCUUAUCCAGAGCGACUUACAGUUAGUGAAUACAUAUAUAUAUUUUUUUAUACUCCCCCCCCCCCGUGGGAAUCGAACCCACAACCCUGGCGUUGCAAACGCCAUGCUCUAUCAACUGAGCUACAUCCCUGCCGGCCAUUCCCUCCCCUACCCUGGAGGACGCUGGGCCAACUGUGCGCUGCCCCAUGGGUCUCCCGGUCGCGGCCGGCUGCGACAGAGCCUGGAUUCGAACCAGGAUCUCUAGUGGCACAGUUUGCACUGCGAUGCAGUGCCUUAGACCACUGCGCCACUCAGGAGUCGAUGAUGUAGGACUCUGGUUUGCCCACCAGAGAUCCCAAUGUCCUUGGUAGAGUUUCUGGUCAUAGUCGUGGUUAGAAUUGAUACUUCACAUGUACCAGCGGUUGUCCUUCCCACUUCGUGUCUUUAGUGAAAGUUCUCUAGACGACUAUACAUGCCAGCUGCAGACUGAGAUGAUAAGGUCUAGUACAUUGUCUCCUUCUUCACCUCGUGUAGAGGUUGAGAGUUUCAGAGUUUCUCCAUUUCAAACGUGUGGACUAACGUCUCAUGUUUUUCUGGUCUUUCUGGUCUUGUAGAAAUUCAACCAUUUUGUAACGUUUAGCUCACGCUUCAUAUCUGCUGGUCUGAGGUGAAUUUCGAGGCUUUUUAUGCCCUCUGGGUAAAAGGGGCGUUGCAUGAUGUUUGUGCUCAUCUGGGCGUGGCCACUGACUUCAUCUGGGCGUGGCCACUGACUUCAUCUGGGCGUGGCCACUGACUUCAUCUGGGCGUGGCCACUGACUGAGAAUAAAUCAAUAUGGGAACCAAUCAUCUCAUCUAGAAUGCUAACAUCACAUUGUUGUUUCACAAAAUUAUUGUUAUACUUAAUCAUUCGUUUUAUACAACAAUUAGAUGGGCUCCCGAGUGGCGCAGCGGUCUAAGGCACUGCAUCUCAGUGCUUGAGGCGUCACUACAGACCCCCUGGUUCGAUUCCAGGCUGUAUCACAACCGGCCGUGAUUGGGAGACCCAUAGGGCGGCGCACAAUUGGCCCAGCGUCGUCCGGGUUUGGCCGGUGUAGGCCGUCAUUGUAAAUAAGAAUUUGUUCUAAACUGACUUGCCUAGUUAAAUAAAGGUAAAAAAUAAUAAAAAUAAUAACUGGAAAGUGUACCCCCCCAGAGAUACAGUUAUGUUGUUCCACCGUCUUUAAUGACAUCACAACAUGUCACAACAGGUAACUGUCAGAUAACUGUGGGAUAACUCUGCGAUAACCCUGGGUUUGGGUUAGGGAUAACUCUGUGAAAUAACCCUGGGUUUGGGUUAGGGUUAACUCUGGGUUUGGGUUAGGGAUAACUCUGUGAAAUAACCCUGGGUUUGGGUUAGGGUUAACUCUGUGAGAUAACCCUGGGUUUGGGUUAGGGAUAACUCUGUGAGAUAACCCUGGGUUUGGGUUAGGGUUAACUCUGUGAGAUAACCCUGGGUUUGGGUUAGGGUUAACUCUGUGAGAUAACCCUGGGUUAGGGUUAACUCUGUGAGAUAACCCUGGGUUAGGGUUAACUCUGUGAGAUAACCCUGGGUUAGGGUUAACUCUGUGAGAUAACCCUGGGUUUGGGUUAGGGAUAACCCUGGGUUUGGGUUAGGGAUAACUCUGUGAAAUAACCCUGGGUUAGGGUUAACUCUGAGAUAACCCUGGGUUUGGGUUAGGGUUAACUCUGUGAGAUAACCCUGGGUUAGGGUUAACUCUGUGAGAUAACCCUGGGUUUGGGUUAGGGAUAACUCUGUGAAAUAACCCUGGGUUUGGGUUAGGGUUAACUCUGUGAGAUAACCCUGGGUUUGGGUUAGGGAUAACCCUGGGUUUGGGUUAGGGAUAACUCUGUGAAAUAACCCUGGGUUUGGGUUAGGGUUAACUCUGUGAGAUAACCCUGGGUUUGGGUUAGGGUUAACUCUGUGAGAUAACCCUGGGUUUGGGUUAGGGUUAACUCUGUGAGAUAACCCUGGGUUUGGGUUAGGGUUAACUCUGUGCGAUAACCCUGGGUUAGGGUUAACUCUGUGAGAUAACCCUGGGUUAGGGUUAACUCUGUGAGAUAACCCUGGGUUUGGGUUAGGGUUAACUCUGUGAGAUAACCCUGGGUUAGGGUUAACUCUGUGAGAUAACCCUGGGUUAGGGUUAACUCUGUGAGAUAACCCUGGGUUAGGGUUAACUCUGUGAGAUAACCCUGGGUUUGGGUUAGGGUUAACUCUGUGAGAUAACCCUGGGUUAGGGUUAACUCUGUGUUGUGUGUGUGGUUGUCCAGCUGCAGAUCUGGGACACGGCGGGCCAGGAACGUUUCAGGACGAUCACCCAGAGUUAUUACCGCAGCACCAACGGAGCCGUCAUUGCCUAUGACAUCACUAAGAGAGGAACCUUCAUGGCCGUGCCCAAGUGGAUGGAGGACGUUAAGAAAUACGGAGGGUCAAACAUUGUACCCCUGCUCAUCGGUUAGUUAUUAGGGUCACAACCUGCUCAUCGGUUAGUUACUAGGGUCACAACCUGCUCAUCGGUUGGUUAUGUUUAGAAUAAGGGUUAGGGUAAGGGUUAAGUUUAGGGUUAGAGCUAGGGUUAGGGUUAGUAUAUAGGUAGUUGAAAUGUUACUGACUGGCCCCUAUGGACUGACUGGCCCCUAUGGACUGACUGACUGGCCCCUAUGGACUGACUGACUGGCUGACUGACUGGCCCCUAUGGACUGACUGACUGGCUGACUGACUGGCCCCUAUGGACUGACUGACUGGCUGACUGACUGGCCCCUAUGGACUGACUGACUGGCUGACUGACUGGCCCCUAUGGACUGACUGACUGGCCCCUAUGGACUGACUGACUGGCUGACUGACUGGCCCCUAUGGACUGACUGGCUGACUGACGUACUGGCCCCUAUGGACUGACUGGCUGACUGACGUACUGGCCCCUAUGGACUGACUGGCCCCUAUGGACUGACUGACUGGCCCCUAUGGACUGACUGACUGGCUGACUGACUGGCCCCUAUGGACUGACUGACUGGCCCCUAUGGACUGACUGACUGGCUGACUGACUGGCCCCUAUGGACUGACUGACUGACUGACUGGCUGACUGACUGGCCCCUAUGGACUGACUGACUGGCUGACGUACUGGCCCCUAUGGACUGACUGACUGGCCCCUAUGUGCUGACUGGCUGACUGACGUACUGGCCCCUAUGGACUGACUGGCUGACUGACGUACUGGCCCCUAUGGACUGACUGACUGGCCCCUAUGGACUGACUGGCUGACUGACGUACUGGCCCCUAUGUGCUGACGUACUGGCCCCUAUGUGCUGACUGGCUGACUGACUGGCCCCUAUGGACUGACUGGCUGACUGACGUACUGGCCCCUAUGGACUGACUGACUGGCUGACGUACUGGCCCCUAUGGACUGACUGACGUACUGGCCCCUAUGGACGGACUGACUGACUGACUGACAUACUGGCCCCUAUGGACUGACUGACUGACUGACUGACUGGCCCCUAUGGACUGACUGACUGGCUGACUGACUGGCCCCUAUGGACUGACUGACUGGCUGACGUACUGGCCCCUAUGGGCUGACUGACAUACUGGCCCCUAUGUGCUGACUGGCUGACUGACUGGCCCCUAUGGACUGACUGGCUGACUGACGCACUGGCCCCUAUGGACUGACUGGCUGACUGACGCACUGGCCCCGAUGUGCUGACGUACUGGCCCCUAUGGACUGACUGGCUGACUGACGUACUGGCCCCUAUGGACUGACUGGCUGACUGACCUACUGGCCCCUAUGUGCUGACGUACUGGCCCCUAUGUGCUGACGUACUGGCCCCUAUGGACUGACUGGCUGACUGGCGUACUGGCCCCUAUGGACUGACUGGCUGACUGACGCACUGGCCCCUAUGUGCUGACUGGCUGACUGAUGUACUGGCCCCUAUGGACUGACUGACUGACUGACUGGCCCCUAUGGACUGACUGACUGGCUGACUGACUGGCCCCUAUGGACUGACUGGCUGACUGACGUACUGGCCCCUAUGGACUGACUGACUGGCUGACGUACUGGCCCCUAUGGACUGACUGACGUACUGGCCCCUAUGGACUGACUGACUGACUGACGUACUGGCCCCUAUGGACUGACUGACUGACUGACUGGCCCCUAUGGACUGACUGACUGGCUGACUGACUGGCCCCUAUGGACUGACUGACUGGCUGACGUACUGGCCCCUAUGGACUGACUGGCUGACUGACGUACUGGCCCCUAUGUGCUGACUGGCUGGCCCCUAUGGACUGACUGGCUGAUUGACGUACUGGCCCCUAUGGACUGACUGGCUGACUGACGUACUGGCCCCUAUGUGCUGACGUACUGGCCCCUAUGUGCUGACGUACUGGCCCCUAUGGACUGACUGGCUGAGUGACGUACUGGCCCCUAUGGACUGACUGGCUGACUGACGUACUGGCCCCUAUGUGCUGACGUACUGGCCCCUAUGGACUGACUGACUGGCUGACGUACUGGCCCCUAUGGACUGACUGGCUGAGUGACGUACUGGCCCCUAUGGACUGACUGGCUGACUGACGUACUGGCCCCUAUGUGCUGACGCACUGGCCCCUAUGGACUGACUGGCUGACUGACGUACUGGCCCCUAUGUGCUGACUGGCUGACUGACUGGCCCCUAUGGACUGACUGGCUGACUGACGUACUGGCCCCUAUGGACUGACUGACGUACUGGCCCCUAUGGACUGACUGGCUGACUGACGUACUGGCCCCUAUGUGCUGACUGACGUACUGGCCCCUAUGGACUGACUGGCUGACUGACGUACUGGCCCCUAUGGACUGACUGACGUACUGGCCCCUAUGGACUGACUGGCUGACUGACGCACUGGCCCCUAUGUGCUGACUGGCUGACUGACGCACUGGCCCCUAUGGACUGACUGGCUGACUGACGCACUGGCCCCUAUGGACUGACUGGCUGACUGACGUACUGGCCCCUAUGUGCUGACGUACUGGCCCCUAUGGACUGACUGGCUGAUUGACGUACUGGCCCCUAUGUGCUGACGUACUGGCCCCUAUGGACUGACUGACUGACUGACGUACUGGCCCCUAUGGACUGACUGGCUGAUUGACGUACUGGCCCCUAUGUGCUGACGUACUGGCCCCUAUGGACUGACUGACGUACUGGCCCCUAUGUGCUGACGUACUGGCCCCUAUGGACUGACUGACUGACUGACGUACUGGCCCCUAUGGACUGACUGGCUGACUGACGUACUGGCCCCUAUGGACUGACUGACGUACUGGCCCCUAUGUGCUGACGUACUGGCCCCUAUGGACUGACUGGCUGAUUGACGUACUGGCCCCUAUGUGCUGACGUACUGGCCCCUAUGGACUGACUGACUGACUGACGCACUGGCCCCUAUGUGCUGACUGGCUGACUGACGCACUGGCCCCUAUGGACUGACUGGCUGACUGACGUACUGGCCCCUAUGUGCUGACGUACUGGCCCCUAUGGACUGACUGGCUGACUGACGCACUGGCCCCUAUGGACUGACUGGCUGAUUGACGUACUGGCCCCUAUGGACUGACUGGCUGAUUGACGUACUGGCCCCUAUGUGCUGACGUACUGGCCCCUAUGGACUGACUGGCUGACUGACGCACUGGCCCCUAUGGACUGACUGGCUGAUUGACGUACUGGCCCCUAUGUGCUGACGUACUGGCCCCUAUGGACUGACUGGCUGACUGACGCACUGGCCCCUAUGGACUGACUGGCUGACUGACGCACUGGCCCCUAUGGACUGACUGGCUGACUGACGUACUGGCCCCUAUGGACUGACUGGCUGGCUGACUGACUGGCCCCUAUGGACUGACUGGCUGACUGACGCACUGGCCCCUAUGGACUGACUGGCUGAUUGACGUACUGGCCCCUAUGUGCUGACGUACUGGCCCCUAUGGACUGACUGGCUGACUGACGCACUGGCCCCUAUGGACUGACUGGCUGACUGACGUACUGGCCCCUAUGGACUGACGUACUGGCCCCUAUGGACUGACUGACUGGCUGACUGACGUACUGGCCCCUAUGGACUGACUGGCUGACUGACGCACUGGCCCCUAUGGACUGACUGGCUGACUGACGCACUGGCCCCUAUGGACUGACUGGCUGACUGACGCACUGGCCCCUAUGGACUGACUGGCUGACUGACGCACUGGCCCCUAUGGACUGACUGGCUGACUGACGCACUGGCCCCUAUGGACUGACUGGCUGACUGACGCACUGGCCCCUAUGUGCUGACGUACUGGCCCCUAUGGACUGACUGGCUGACUGACGCACUGGCCCCUAUGUGCUGACUGGCUGACUGACGUACUGGCCCCUAUGGACUGACUGACGUACUGGCCCCUAUGGACUGACUGACUGACUGACGUACUGGCCCCUAUGGACUGACUGGCUGACUGACGCACUGGCCCCUAUGGACUGACUGACUGACUGACGUACUGGCCCCUAUGGACUGACUGGCUGACUGACGUACUGGCCCCUAUGUGCUGACGUACUGGCCCCUAUGGACUGACUGACUGAUUGACUGACUCUGCAACAGCUAAUGGGAAUCCUAAUAAAAUAUAAAAAAUACAAAAUACCCCAUUGUGUCCUCACCACCUCUCCUCUUCCCCCCUCUCUCCUCCUCCCCUCCUCUCUCCUCCUCUCAUCUCCCCUCACCACCUCUCCUCUUCCCCCCUCACUCCUCCUCCCCCUCUCCCCUCCCCUCUACCUGUCCUCCUCUCCCCUCCCCUCUACCUGUCCUCCUCUCCUCCUCCCCUCUCUCCUCCUCCCCCUCCCCUCCCCUCCUCCCCUCUCUCCUCCUCUCCCCUCCCCUCCCCUCCUCUUCUCACCUCUCUUCCUCUCCUCUGUCCUCCUCUUUCCUCAGGGAAUAAGUCUGACCUGGUGGAUCAGCGUGAGGUGUCGUUAGAAGAUGCCCAGACCAUGGCCCACCAGCUGGAGUUCCUGACGGCCAUCGAGACGUCGGCUAAAGACGCCUCCAAUGUGGACGAGGCCUUUAACAAGAUGGCCGCCGAGCUCAUCCUGCGCCACGGGGGACCCAUGUUCAACGAGAACGUCACGGAAAGCUUCAAACUCAACAGCAAAGACAUGGGCGGAGAGGGCUGGCGCUGUGGCUGCUGAUAGGAGGUUGAGAGAGGACUGUACAUGUUGAUAAUUCAACAGUUUUGCACCAGCUGGGACUGCGGAUAGUGACCAACAGGUUGUGUUGUGAAGAACAUUAUAUUUGUUUUAUUCUGUUUCAGGGACCAGUUGAGAUACUUUUUGAUGUAGCAAUACCUGUC